AUGUACGCCGGUAUCCCCACCUACUACGAGAGUGGGAAUAACUACUACCAUCAACAGGCACCGAGCUGGCAGCCCAAUGGCGUUUAUGCUUCAAGCUACCCACAUCAUGGCCAAGAUCUGAACGUCUACAACGAAAACUUCUACGGCUUCACGGAGCAAACGCAAGAACGGGGGCUCCAGCAUUGUCCCCAAAAUGCUCACAUACAGUCACCUGUAAAGCCGGAAAAGCGCAAGGCCGAGGAAAAAUCUGAGGAAGCAAUUGAGGAGCGUCCCAGCACGUUAAGAGCACUACUGACAAAUCCCGUAAAAAAGCUAAAGUAUACCCCAGACUACUUUUACACGACCUUCGAGCAUGUGAAAGUAGCACUUGGUAGCAAAAAAAGUGGUACCAAUGUAAGUGAACAGUCGCCUCAAACGCCGCCCAGCUACGAGCAGGACUUUGGAGCGCCAACGCCUUUGACUCAACAAAUGCACAUGUCACCUCAACGCAGCGAUGUUGAUUAUCUGGACGUCUACUCGCCGCAGUCUGCCAAAGCACCCCCGCGCACCACAGCCUAUCAACACCAUGACUAUCCCACUCCACCACCAGUGGCAUCAGUAACAACAACGAUCACCACGCCUGACCUGCUAGUCAAUGGCAUAAGCACACCACCCUUGUCGCCAGCCGUCAAUCAGCACAAGCAGUCGGAGCAGAAAAAUGAAAUCAAUCAUCACAUUUUGACAGCCGCUGAACACAAUUGGUCGAACAUCGAGAAGAGAUUAGCAUCAGAAUGUAAGGACUCAAAACGCACUCGUCAGACGUACACACGCUAUCAGACGCUAGAGCUGGAGAAGGAGUUUCACUUUAAUCGUUACAUCACACGCCGUCGUCGUAUUGAUAUUGCGAAUGCAUUAAGCCUGAGUGAGCGGCAAAUAAAGAUCUGGUUCCAAAACCGACGUAUGAAGUCGAAGAAAGAUCGUACGCUCGAGGGUUCUCCAGAGCACUACAGCAAUGCGUAUGCUAUCAUGCCACCACUGGAUCCCGCUGUCGCUAUGUCUGCGCCGUCACAUUCCCAAAAGUCAGAGCCUGCCAUGCCAAUACCGUACUCGACAUACCCCACGUAUUUCCAAAGCACACAGAGCUACUCACCACUCAAGCUCUACCCUCAUCGUGAGCAGAGACGAGAUCGCAUUGCGUGUACGGCGGCACCGCUGACAGCGGCCAAAAACUGUGAGGUGCCCAUAAAUAAUGCUGCUUUCUGCAAUAACAACGGCGAUUGA
This is a messenger RNA of Scaptodrosophila lebanonensis, 1260 nucleotides long. RefSeq names its product segmentation protein fushi tarazu. NCBI's taxonomy places the organism in Eukaryota, Metazoa, Arthropoda, Insecta, Diptera, Drosophilidae. The record is from RefSeq and is a predicted model, not a curated record. Gene Ontology annotation, molecular function: RNA polymerase II cis-regulatory region sequence-specific DNA binding; DNA-binding transcription factor activity, RNA polymerase II-specific. Gene Ontology annotation, cellular component: nucleus. Gene Ontology annotation, biological process: negative regulation of transcription by RNA polymerase II; anterior/posterior pattern specification. Bases 1 to 1260 code for a protein of 419 amino acids. The transcript is spliced from 3 exons.